CGCAGCCGCUCCCGCAGCCGCAGCCGCAGCCGCAGCCGCAGCCGCAGCGGGCCCCGAGCAGGUAGAUGGCCCCCCCAGGGCAGGCCCUGCGGACACCCCUCCCUCUCCCUCCGGCUGGCGGAUGCAGUGCCUAGCGGCUGCUCCUAAGGACGAGCCCAACAUGAGUGGGGGAGGGGAGCAGGCCGACAUCCUGCCGGCCAACUACGUGGUCAAGGAUCGCUGGAAGGUGCUGAAAAAGAUCGGCGGUGGGGGCUUUGGUGAGAUCUACGAGGCCAUGGACCUGCUGACCCGGGAGAAUGUGGCCCUCAAGGUGGAGUCGGCCCAGCAGCCCAAGCAAGUCCUCAAGAUGGAGGUGGCUGUGCUCAAGAAGCUGCAAGGGAAGGACCAUGUGUGCAGGUUCAUUGGCUGUGGUCGCAACGAGAAGUUCAACUAUGUGGUGAUGCAACUGCAGGGCCGAAAUCUGGCCGACCUGCGCCGCAGCCAGCCGCGGGGCACCUUCACACUGAGCACCACACUGCGGCUGGGCAAGCAGAUCCUGGAGUCCAUCGAGGCCAUCCACUCGGUGGGCUUCCUGCACCGGGACAUCAAGCCGUCUAACUUCGCCAUGGGCCGGCUGCCCUCUACCUACCGGAAGUGCUACAUGCUGGAUUUCGGGCUGGCCCGGCAAUACACCAACACCACGGGGGACGUUCGGCCUCCUCGCAAUGUGGCCGGGUUUCGAGGGACUGUCCGCUAUGCCUCGGUCAAUGCCCACAAGAACCGGGAGAUGGGUCGCCAUGAUGAUCUGUGGUCCCUCUUCUACAUGCUGGUGGAGUUUGCCGUGGGCCAGCUGCCCUGGAGGAAGAUCAAAGACAAGGAGCAGGUUGGGAUGAUCAAGGAGAAGUACGAGCACCGGAUGCUGCUGAAACACAUGCCCUCCGAGUUCCACCUCUUCCUGGAUCACAUUGCCAGCCUGGAUUACUUCACAAAGCCAGAUUACCAGCUGAUCAUGUCAGUGUUUGAGAACAGCAUGAAGGAGCGGGGCAUUGCGGAGAAUGAGGCCUUUGACUGGGAGAAGGCUGGCACCGACGCCCUACUGUCCACAAGCACCUCCACUCCGCCCCAGCAGAAUACCAGGCAGACGGCAGCCAUGUUCGGUGUGGUGAACGUGACGCCUGUGCCAGGAGAUGUGCUCCGAGAGAACACAGAGGACGUGCUGCAGGGCGAGCACCUGAGUGACCAGGAGAACGCGCCCCCGAUCCUGCCUGGGCGGCCACCCGAAGGACUGGGCACAGGCUCCCACCUCUCCCCGCACCCCGGGGGUCCCGAGGCUGAAGUCUGGGAGGAGACGGAUGUCAACAGGAACAAGCUCAGGAUUAACAUCGGCAAAACGCCCUUAGUGGCAGAAGAGGAGCAGAGCCGGGGCAUGGGGGUCCCCAGCUCGCCGGUGCGUGCACCCCCAGACUCGCCCACAACCCCCGUCCGCUCGCUGCGAUACCGGAGGGUGAACAGCCCCGAGUCGGAGAGGCUGUCCACAGCCGACGGGCGGGUGGAGUUGCAUGAAAGGAGGUCGCGCAUGGACCUGCCCGGCUCGCCCUCACGCCAGGCCUGCUCGUCGCAGCCUGCGCAGAUGCUGUCGGUGGACACGGGCCACGUCGACCGCCAGGCCAGCGGCCGCAUGGACGUGUCCGCCUCCGUGGAGCAGGAGGCCCUGAGCAACGCCUUCCGCUCGGUGCCCUUGGCCGAGGAGGAGGACUUCGACAGCAAGGAGUGGGUCAUCAUCGACAAGGAGACGGAGCUCAAGGACUUCCCCCCGGGGGCCGAGCCCAGCACGUCGGGCACGACGGACGAGGAGCCCGAGGAACUGCGGCCGCUGCCCGAGGAGGGCGAGGAGCGGCGGCGGCCAGGGACCGAGCCCGCUGUCCGGCCCCGGGGACGCGGCAUGCAGACUCUGGCCGAGGAAGAGCCACGGCAGAUGUCGCCCCAGCCCCUGCACCCCCAGCUGAGCCAGGCCGACGGGCGCUCAGAGACCUCGCAGCCCCCCACGCCGGGCAGCCCUUCCCACUCGCCCCUGCACUCGGGACCGCGGCCUCGGCGGAGAGAGUCGGAUCCCACGGGCCCGCAGAGACAGGUGUUGUCGGUGUCACCCCUGUUUGAGGUGAAUGGUCUCCCCCGAGCUGUGCCCCUGAACCUGCCCUACCAGCACUUCAAGAAAGAUCUGUCGGACUACCGUGAGCGUGCCCGGCUGCUCCACAGAGGGUGCAAGACUGGCCUCUCACACAUGCUGCUCUCUGCCCCCAAGCUCCCCCGAGCCCCUGUGCAGCCUCAAGCCAAUGGGAAGGAGGAGAAAGAGGAGGAGGAAGAGGAGGAGGCAGGAGAGGAGGAAGAAGAGGAAGAGGAGGAAGAGGAGGAAGAAGAUGAAGAGGAGGAGGAAGAGGAGGAAGAAGAGGAAGAGGAAGAGGAGGAGGAGGAAGAAGAGGAAGAGGAGGAGGCUGUGGCCCUGGAGGAGGUGCUAGGGCCCCGCAGCGGUUCCAGCAGCGAGGGGAGCGAGAGGAGCACUGACCGCAGCCAGGAAGGCGCCCCGUCCACACUGCUGGCCGAUGACCAGAAGGAGUCGAGGGGCCGGGCCUCCAUGGCCGACGGGGACCUGGAGCCCGAGGAGGGGUCCAAAACGCUGGUGCUCGUCUCCCCUGGAGACAUGAAGAAGUCGCCCGUCACUGCCGACUUGGCCCCCGACCCUGACCUGGGCACCCUGGCUGCCCUCACGCCUCAGCAUGAGCGGGCUCUGCCCACGGGCAGCCAGCUGGACGUGUCCGAGCCGGGCACACUGUCGUCGGUCCUCAAGUCCGAGCAGAAGCCCCCGCCGACACCGCCGGCCACUGGGGCCGCUGGCGCAGGGGUGGUGGCCGUCACCUCGUCGCCCUUCACCAAAGUCGAGAGGACCUUCGUGCACAUCGCGGAGAAAAGCCACCUCAAUGUCAUGUCUUCUGGGGCACAAGCGUCUCGGCCCGAGGAGCUCAGUGCCAGGGCAGAGCUGGGCCCCGAGGCAGCCUCUGAUGGGGGGGCUGCAGAGGAGGGAGGUCCCGUACCCCUAGAGAACGGCCUUGUCCCCUCAGGCCCGGAGGGGGUCAAGAUGACGGAGACCCCGCCAGGACCCCUGGCAGACCCCACGACAGAGGUGGCCGAGGACUCACUGCCCAAUGGCCCAGUCCUGGCUGACGGGCCUGCCCCGGCUCCCCGCCAGGAGCCAGGCCCCGAAGAGAGACUGGGCCCUCCGUCCCCUAACCACCAGGCCCGGGUGGGGCCCCGGCCCCGGAGCCGCAUCCCCGUGCUGCUGUCCGAGGAGGACACAGGCUCGGAGCCCUCGGGCUCACUGUCGGCCAAAGAGCGGUGGGGCAAGAGGGCACGGGCCCCCCAGGACCUGGCACGGCUGGUGAUGGAGAAGAGGCAGGGCCGGCUGCUGCUGCUGCGGCUGGCCUCUGGGGCUUCGUCCUCCUCCAGCGAGGAGCGGCGGAGGCCUUCGGAGACACUGUCGGGCACCUGCUCCGAGGAGGACACACCCGCCUCGGAGCCUGCCGGGGCCACCACCGCCACCGGCCGGCUGCCCCGGAGCCGGAUACCCCGCCUGGUCAGUGUCCGGGCGUCCAUGCCUGCAGCUCCCCAGCAGCUCCCCCACCGACCCCAGGGAACCCCAGCAUCCGACACAGCCAUCACCAGCAGGCUCCAGCCGCAGAAGCCCUCGGGGCCGGCCACUGCUGCUGACCUCCGGCCCAAGCAGCCCCUGGCCCGGGGCCCGGGGCCUGGGCGCGCCCCCACCGGCUCCCGGCCCGCAGGCCCGCGCAGCCCCGGCCUCCCCGCCUCGGCCGCGCGCCCGGCCAGCGCCUCCCCGAGGAGCCAGUCCCUGAGUCGCAAGGAGAGCGCCUCCCCGUCGCACCCAGCCCGGCCCGGGGCGCCCUCGGCUCGGGGGGCGCCGGGCGCAGCCUCCGCGGGGGGCCCCAAGCCAGGACCCAGAGGCAAACUGCAGACUCAGCGCGCAGCGGCCAAAGGCCGGGCCGGGGGCGCGGAGGGCCGCGCCGGGGCCAGAUAAUGACGCGCGCU
Messenger RNA from Suncus etruscus (white-toothed pygmy shrew), 4077 nucleotides. RefSeq names its product tau tubulin kinase 1 (gene TTBK1). The record is from RefSeq and is a predicted model, not a curated record. The coding region runs from base 122 to 4066 and encodes 1314 amino acids. Gene Ontology annotation, cellular component: cytoplasm; nucleus. Gene Ontology annotation, biological process: peptidyl-serine phosphorylation; peptidyl-tyrosine phosphorylation; signal transduction. The transcript is spliced from 15 exons. Gene Ontology annotation, molecular function: ATP binding; protein serine/threonine kinase activity. NCBI's taxonomy places the organism in Eukaryota, Metazoa, Chordata, Mammalia, Eulipotyphla, Soricidae.